This is a messenger RNA of Pseudomassariella vexata, 2721 nucleotides long. RefSeq names its product armadillo-type protein. Gene Ontology annotation, biological process: regulation of protein catabolic process; proteasome-mediated ubiquitin-dependent protein catabolic process. Gene Ontology annotation, cellular component: proteasome regulatory particle, base subcomplex; proteasome storage granule; nucleus. The coding region runs from base 1 to 2721 and encodes 906 amino acids. Lineage: Eukaryota; Fungi; Ascomycota; Sordariomycetes; Amphisphaeriales; Pseudomassariaceae. The record is from RefSeq and is a predicted model, not a curated record. The transcript is spliced from 4 exons. Gene Ontology annotation, molecular function: enzyme regulator activity.
AUGGCGCAAGACAGUGACGUCUCCAAGGCCGCCGACAAGGGCAAGGGAAAGGCUGUCGAAGGACAGAAGCCGGAUCAGUCCAAAAAGGGCAACGACGGUCAACUGGCGGUCAACGGCAAGAAGGAUGGCGAUAAGAUCAUAGACGCCGCCGAGGAGCUCAGUGAAGAGGAUCAGCAGCUGAAGAAUGAGCUGGAUAUGCUCGUGGAACGGUUGACGGAACCCGAUGCAUCGCUCUACAAGCCCGCCCUGGAGGCCAUGAAGACGUCCAUCAAGACAUCCACAUCAUCUAUGACUGCAGUACCGAAACCCCUCAAGUUUCUGCGACCACACUAUGAGACCAUGACCAAACUUUACGACGAGUGGCCCGAGGGUGAUGACAAGUCGUCACUGGCAGAUGUCUUGUCCGUCAUCGGCAUGACUUUUUCUGACGAGGACCGACAAGACACUCUCAAGUACCGUCUUCUUUCGCCUUCACAAGAUAUCGGAUCGUGGGGGCAUGAGUACACACGGCACUUGGCCUUGGAGAUCGGCGAGGUCUACGGUAAGCGCAUCACAGGCGAUGAACCUAUCAAAGACUUGAUCGAGCUGGCCCGGGUCCUCAUACCCUUGUUUCUCCAGAACAACGCUGAGGCAGAUGCUGUUGAUCUCAUGAGCGAGUUGGAGAUCAUUGAGGAGUUGCCCAAGCUAGUCGACGAUAACACGUACUCCAGAGUGUGCCUGUACUUAGUCAGCAUGGUCAAUCUCCUGACGUACCCGGAUAAUGAGCAGUUCCUCCGCACCGCCCACGAUAUCUACAAGACAUACAAAGAAUACACCCAGGCCAUGGUUAUCGCCAUUCGCCUGAACGACCUCGACCUGAUCAAGUCAGACUUCGAGAGUGCGUCAGGUCCUGCCCUGAAGAAACAGCUGGCCUUCCUGAUCGGCAGGCAAAAGAUCUGGCUCGACUUUGACAAGGAUGACGAGGAGGCUCAAGAGAUCGACGAGGCUCUGUGUAACAUCAAGCUCGCAGAAUACUUCAAGACGCUUGGGAAGGACCUGAACAUUCUCGAGCCCAAAACGACCGAAGAUAUCUACAAGAGUCACUUGGAGAGCAGCAGGGUUGCCGGUAUGACAAAUUUGGACUCGGCUCGACAUAAUCUGGCCGCAGCGUUCGUCAACGCUUUCGUCAAUGCCGGGUUUGGCAACGACAAGAUGAUGCUUGUGGAGCAAGACAAGGAAAGCUGGGUAUGGAAGACCAAGGAAGAGGGCAUGAUGUCAACUGUUGCAUCUCUUGGCACCCUGCUGAUGUGGGAUGUUGAGAAUGGCUUGGACAAGAUUGACAAGUUCACCUAUGCCCCUGAGCCUCAGAUUCAGGCUGGGGCUAUGCUCGCCAUUGGUAUCAUGAACUCUGGAGUUCGCAUAGAUUCCGAGCCAGCCCUGGCCUUAUUGGGCGACUCGGAGAAGCUCGAGCACAAGAACCCACUUGUUCGCACGGCCUCGAUCAUGGGGCUGGGGUUAUCAUAUGCCGGAUCGCAGAAAGAAGAUCUGCUGGAGUUAUUGUUGCCCAUCAUCACUGAUUCGAGCCAGGACAUGCAAAUCUCCUCCAUGGCUGCACUCUCCCUUGGCUUGGUGUAUGUUGGAACCUCUAACGCAGAUAUCAGCGAGGCGAUAGUCACACUUCUACUCGACGAUGAACGCAGGACACAACUCACAGACAAGUGGACCCGCUUCCUGGCUCUUGGUUUGGGUCUGCUGUUCUUUGGACGUCAAGAAGAGGUUGAGGUUAUUCUUGAGACGCUGAAGGCCGUCGAUCAUCCCAUGGCAAGGCCUACAGCUGUUCUGGCUGAGAUCUGCGCGUGGGCUGGUACGGGUGCUGUAUUGAAGAUCCAGGAACUGCUACACAUUUGCAAUGAGCACAUCGAAGAUUCCGAAGAGAAGAAGGGGGAUGAGCUGUUGCAGGCAUACGCAGUCAUUGGCAUUGCACUCGUAGCAAUGGGCGAAGAUGUUGGGCAAGAAAUGGUGCUCCGCCAGUUCGGUCACCUUAUGCACUACGGCGAAGCCAACAUUCGCCGAGCAGUGCCUCUGGCCAUGGGUCUCAUCAGCCCGAGCAACCCACAAAUGAAAGUUUAUGACACACUGUCCAGAUACAGCCACGACAACGACAACGAAGUGGCCAUCAAUGCCAUCUUCGCCAUGGGUCUCCUUGGCGCUGGCACCAAUAAUGCACGUCUAGCCCAGCUACUGCGCCAACUCGCAUCAUACUACCACCGCGACCAGGAGUCUCUAUUCAUGGUCCGCAUUGCUCAAGGUCUCUUGCACAUGGGCAAGGGCACCAUGUCACUCAACCCUUUCCACACAGACAGGCAGAUUCUAUCGCGCGUAUCGACGGCCGGUUUGCUUGCUGUGCUGGUGGCCAUGAUCGACGCCAAGCAAUUCAUUACCUCAUCAUCCCACUACCUCCUCUACUUCAUGGUGACAGCCAUGCACCCACGUUUCCUGGUCACCCUUGACGAGAACUUGAAGCCGCUCACGGUAAAUGUGCGUGUUGGUCAGGCGGUUGAUGUGGUGGGCCAGGCCGGUCGGCCAAAGACUAUUACCGGUUGGCAAACACAGAGUACCCCCGUCCUGCUGGCCCACGGCGAGCGAGCAGAGCUUGAAGAUGAGGAGUACAUCAGCUUAAGCAGCACACUGGAAGGUCUCGUCAUCCUGCGCAAGAACCCGGACUGGGAAGAUGGCAAAUGA